Molecule: messenger RNA, 342 nt
Organism: Sodiomyces alkalinus F11
Lineage: Eukaryota; Fungi; Ascomycota; Sordariomycetes; Glomerellales; Plectosphaerellaceae
Exons: 4
Coding region: 1-342 (113 amino acids)
Source: RefSeq, a predicted model, not a curated record
AUGACUCCUUGGAAAACGUCACAUCUGGUCAUACCCUAUAAGCCCGUCUCUGGCCUCCCUUCCAUAAUUUGCAUCGCGAUCAUACGUUAUCGGUAUCGGAGAGACAUUGGCAUCGUCUUCGGUCUGAUUAACACGGCCAAUCCCGUCACCUUGAAACUCGUUUGGCGUACGAAAUGGAUUGCUCUCCGAAGCCCGAGAGGAUCGGUCUGGCGGGGUCCCGUCGCUCGCACCCCUGAUAACCCGGUUAAGGGUCAUGGGUAUGGUAUCAAACCCACGUUGCUGGGAUUACGGCUGCUGCGUCAUUCCGGACAGCAAGGUCCAGCCGUCACUCAAAGUCGGUAA